Molecule: messenger RNA, 1203 nt
Organism: Alternaria postmessia
Lineage: Eukaryota; Fungi; Ascomycota; Dothideomycetes; Pleosporales; Pleosporaceae
Exons: 3
Coding region: 1-1203 (400 amino acids)
Source: RefSeq, a predicted model, not a curated record
AUGUCAAAGUCGGCUGUUGUGUUUGGCGCUUCUGGCGUGACAGGCUGGUCUUUCGUCAAUGAGAUCCUUUCCGAUUACCCAAAGAAGGACACCUGGAAGCGCGUCCAUGCGCUGACAAACCGCCCGCUUUCUCCGUUGCAAACACAAUGGCCAGAGGACUCGCGCCUCAACCUGGUCUCCGGCCUUGACCUACUCUCCCAUAGCCAAGAAAGUCUUGAGAAGGAGCUGGCAGAGAAGCUACCACAAAUUGAGGAGGUGACACACGUCUACUACCUUGCAUACAAAGCGGGCCUAGAUGUACAAAAGGAAAUGGAAGAGGCCGUGGAGAUGUUUUCCAAGGCAGUGGAAGCCAUGGAUAAACUAUGUCCGGCUCUGGAAUAUGUCGUGCUGCAAAUUGGCACAAAAGUUUAUGGCGUCCACCUCCUCGCUGCGCUCCCUUGGUACGACGAGACCGCUCCCCCAGGCACGACCGGACCUAAACUUCCUCUACCUCCACUCAAAGAAACCUUUCCCCGUAUACCCAGCCCGUACGCCGAGAUGCUCUUUUACCACGCACAAAACGAUUGGAUCGCCGAAUACGCCAAGCACAAGAAGUGGAGCUGGAUUGAGACUCGUCCAGAUAUCAUAGUCGGCUAUGUUCCGAACCAGAACGCAUACUCGCUUGGUACGACAGUCGGUCUCUACCUAGCGCUGUGGAAAGAAUUGUAUGGUGACGGAGCGGAAUGCCCAUUCCCUGGCACGGAAGGAGUCUGGAAGGCGCUGAGUAACGAUAGCAGCAGUGAUAUGAUCGCUCGCCAGACUAUCCAUCUCACCCUUUCCGCCAAGCCGAAGAAGGGAGAAGCAUUCAACAUCGCUGACUCAAAAACACCCUCAAACUGGGAGGAGAAGUGGCCUGUACUAUGCUCCUACUUCGGCCUCAAGGCCAGUGGACCUGCGCCCACUCCCAUCGACAUACGCAAGUUUAUCAAAGACAACAUGGAGACCUGGCUGGCCAUGGAGAGAAAGUAUGACUUGCAAAGUGGACAUGUAGAUGGUGGUCGUGGCAUGCAGAUUGCCGAACAAAUGCUCAUGACUAAGUUUGACUUUGACAGGCACUUUGACAUGAGCAAAACGUACGGAACGGGGUUCAUGGAGGAGCGGGGGACGAAGGAGUCGUGGGGAGUUGUGUUUGAUAGGAUGAGGAAGGCGAAGAUCAUACCAUAG